Crotalus tigris (Tiger rattlesnake) is the source of this 2967-nucleotide messenger RNA. RefSeq names its product homeobox B6 (gene HOXB6). The transcript is spliced from 4 exons. The record is from RefSeq and is a predicted model, not a curated record. NCBI's taxonomy places the organism in Eukaryota, Metazoa, Chordata, Lepidosauria, Squamata, Viperidae. Gene Ontology annotation, biological process: regulation of transcription by RNA polymerase II; anterior/posterior pattern specification. Gene Ontology annotation, cellular component: nucleus. The coding region runs from base 1705 to 2394 and encodes 229 amino acids. Gene Ontology annotation, molecular function: RNA polymerase II cis-regulatory region sequence-specific DNA binding; DNA-binding transcription factor activity, RNA polymerase II-specific.
AAUAUUACUUAUAGAUUAUGAAAAGAAAUAGAUAAUUUUUAGAUAAGAUCUUGUAAUAUUGCAUACAGUUACAUCCAUACAGAAGAGAUGUAUAUUCUUGGGUAUGAGUAUGUGUGUGCAAUAGAAAGAUAGGUGAAAUAGAUACGCAUAUAUAAAAUUAUCAAAAUAAAAUAUUAGAAAAUAAUUGCUUUGCUGUUAAUUGAUGGUUGCGUGAAUCUAUCCAGAGAAAUAAGGAGAGGGAAUACUAUGUCUAAUUUCUUCUUUGAAAUGGGUUGGAUCUGAAAGACCAAAUAAACAAAAAUGUAUAUUCCUUUCUCAAGCAAAAUAAGUAAUUUCAGUGGAUAGGUUCUAAGGGUAGAAACAGAAUUCCUGAACUGUCCUAUCACCCACCCUUAUGCGAUUUUGCUGCAUUGGACCACUACUAUUGUGUUCGUGGCAUGUACCACUGCGGUAGUGUGUACGCCUUCAAAAACCUUAAUGCGCCUGUGCGAGUAUACGCCCCUUCUUUUUCUUUCUUUCUUUCUUUCUUCCUUCUUGUAUGUCUGUGUAUAUACACACAUAUAGAUAUGUAAAUACACAUGUUUCACAUGUAUACAUAUACAAAUACAUGAAUUUAAUAACAUCUAUAUGCCUGACUCCGUUAAAUAUGUUUCUUACGACCCGAUUAUAUACUUGUUUUUUUCCCCUGAUGUCUUGAAACUGGAGCAUUUAAUGUUUUAAUUUCAUAGCGAAUUUCCGGGAGGGAAAUCGCGGGAGAAUAUUCUUCCCCACCCCAGUCCGAUUAAGCUAAGGAGAACCACUUUUGCUUUAAACGAAACAAAACAUAAUUUCAGAACAAGUGCUUCUAUGCCUUCCUCCCUCUUUCCUCCCGCAUUUCCAUACUACAGGUAUGAGACAGUGGUGGAUCCCUACAGCGAAGAAGGGUCGAAAGCUUGGGAGGGUUUGUGCAGAGAGGUGGCUUCGCAAGGAGGUUCUUUUAACCUUUAAUGAAGGAGGGGUUGUUUAAGGCCCCCUGCCGAGAUGUGGAUCCCCCCCCCCAAUCUUCGUAUAUUCUUUCUUCUACUCUCCCUCUUUUUUUAAAGAAAAGAUGGCGGCUGAGAAAAAGACUGCUGUUAAAGCAGUCAUGAAGAAAUGCAAUAAAUUCCUUGUUGUUUUAUGAAAAUUUACAACUUUGUGAUAGAACUUUAUGAGUGGCUGGGUUCUGCGAUUGGCCAGAGCUGGUCAUGUGGACUGCUAACCGUGAACAUGAACUUUUUAUGAUUUCCCAUGUGGUUAUUCUACCAUUCUUUUGGCCGCUGUACCUUGGGUCGGAUCACUGUCCUCUGUAGGACUGUCGUCUCUUUUAACAUUUUUUUUUUGCUUUCAUGUAUAAGCUCAAUAGGGCUAAAAAUAGAGGAGGAGCAGGGGAAGCGCCCGCACAAACACACGCGCACACACACAGUUUCUCUCUCAUGCACACACACACAAACACUUUCGCAGAUGCACGCAUAACUGGGACUAAGCUUAAAUAGCUAAUAUUAUUGAUCCCAUCUACCCUUCCUUUUCCAAUUCUCUCUGUACUGACUCGGGUUCUCUCUCUAAUGAUGGAGGGGGAAAUGGAGAAUCGGUACCGGAUGGAGGCUUUGGUCAUUUUUCAAAGAGGGAAGUUACUCCAUUUUCUGUACAAAACGACGCGGCAAAGGAAAAAAGCUAUCAGAAGUCGCAAUGGACGGCUAUCAGGUUGGGACAAUAUUUGUCAGCUUACAUAUAAAAGCAAACGCAAUUCAAUCUCCCCCCCUCCUCUUUCGCCUCCUCCUCUUCAUCCUCCUCCUCCUCCUCCCAAUCCAGAGAAGGAUGGGCAUCAAAAGGAAGAACGAUUUAUCGAGACUUGCUUGUCAGCGAGCGAAUCCACUCAUUUUAAGAAGUUCUGUACAGCAGCCAGUUCGAUUUAGAUCCUUUUCUCCAGGGUGUUCUGUGUGGACGGAGAAAGAGACAGGCUGUUCUCUUUCGAGCCUAGAGGAGCCUGUUCAGUUCGGCCAGGAACAAGCCCGGAAGUCAGAAUGCUCACAGAGCAAGCACGUUUUCGGGGACAACGAGGAUCAAAAGUGCUCCACGCCAGUGUACCCUUGGAUGCAGAGAAUGAAUUCCUGCAAUAGUACCUCCUUUGGGCCGAGUGGCAGACGAGGCCGGCAGACUUAUACGCGCUACCAGACUCUGGAGCUGGAGAAAGAAUUCCAUUUUAACCGUUACCUGACCAGGCGCCGACGCAUCGAGAUCGCUCACGCCCUAUGUCUGACGGAGCGCCAGAUAAAAAUCUGGUUUCAGAACCGAAGGAUGAAAUGGAAAAAGGAGAACAAGCUCCUUAACUCCACUCAGCUGAGCGCCGAAGAAGAAGAGGAGAAACCAACGGAAUGAAAAAGCAGAACCCAGAACCUGGGAGAGAAAGAGAGAAUGAGAGCCGGAAUAAAUGCAGAGUGAAUGAAUGAAUGAUGAAUGAGAAAGCAGAAUGUCAACAAUUGGGCAACUCCUCCCACCCAAAAGGCACAACUGAGACAAACAUUUUUGUAAAAAUAUCUGAGACUGUUAUGGUGGUGUUGUCCUUUUACACCCUCACUUGCAUUGAAUUAUUGAAUUUAUCAUAUCAUAACCAUGUUUCUAGUCCAAUUUAUUUUCCCACCCUCUUUAUUGCCCCUUCUCUUUGCCACAGUUGGGAUUGUGGUUGUGUUUUGUUUUGUUUGAUUUACCUUUGGGUGUCCUCCUUAAGAUUCUUGUUAACCCUUGUAUUUAAGUGGAGGUGCUGCAAUAUAUGUGUCAGGUUUGGGGCUAUUUGAUUGUCUUUAUUUUGUAAAACAGAAGUGUCAUGCACGAUUUACUUAUUGUUUGCUUUUUUAUAUAAAAUUAAGUUAAUCAAGCCCUGGGUUCUCUGUCAUUUAAGGGUUAUUGUUUUAAGCAAAAUUAUAUUAAAAAGGAACAAUUGCAACCUAAAAA